AUGCCUGAAGUUUUUAAAGUAUUCUACCGUGGCUCAAAGAGUGAUUUCUCCGUCUUUUUGGAUUCUGUGGACGCAUACAAGAAAUGGGCGUCUGGCGACAAGACGGUUCCCAUUUCUGACGUCAUAUCAAGUUUUAUUGUGUAUACACCGGUUACAGGUAACGGCACUGAAGGAGAAAUACAUGAAGCAUCAAAGCAGGUUUUAGAGGAGGAGUUUGGUAAGUUCGAUUCUGUUGAUACUACAGUGAUCCCUAAGAUUUUGAGGGAAGGAGAACUGAGAAGGGCCAAGUCGAGCGCUCGGGAACUAAGAAAAAGACGGAGCAACCCACCAAAGGAAAAAGCAAAGCCAAAAUAUACGACAAUGGGAUGA
Brettanomyces bruxellensis is the source of this 369-nucleotide messenger RNA. RefSeq lists its product as uncharacterized. Bases 1 to 369 code for a protein of 122 amino acids. The transcript has a single exon. Lineage: Eukaryota; Fungi; Ascomycota; Pichiomycetes; Pichiales; Pichiaceae. The record is from RefSeq and is a predicted model, not a curated record.